GAGGGGAGUAACAUGAUUUUCGACCACAUCUCGGUGUCGUGGGGUCGGGAUGAGACUUUCAGUAUCUCGGGGCCCGAGGCGGGAAAUAUCACUAUUCAGAACAGUAUCAUUUCCCAGGGUCUAGAGACACACUCUUGUGGCGGACUGAUACAGACGGAGAUUGGUAACGGCGUCAGCUUGUUCCGUAACCUGUAUAUCGACAACAAGACGCGGAACCCGAAAGUUAAGGGCACGAACGACUUCACCAAUAACGUGAUUUACAAUUGGGGCGGCGGAGGCGGCUAUAUAGCGGGCGGUGACUCGUCGGGCACGUCAGAAGUCAACAUUGUUGGCAACUACUUUAUCAGCGGACCGAGUACCUCUGCUACAGCCUUCACGCGCGGAAACGCAGACUUCAAAGGCUACGUGGAAAAGAACUUCUACGACUCAGACAAAGAUGGUACGUUGAAUGGAAAAGAACUCGGUGUUGCAUCAUCGAACUACGGCGGUAUGGCUAUCCAGACCACGAAGUUUGCUCAUCCAGCUCCAAGCAAGAUCCUCUCUGCUGCAGACGCACUUGCAUAUGUUGAAACUUCCGUUGGAGCGAGCAAGGUUCGCGACGCACUGGACACGCUGCUUAUCACGGAACUGAAGAGCAGGGGCAAGUCGGGCAAGCUUAUCAGCGAUGAGAGCUCAGUGGGUGGGCCAGGAACGAUUGCUGGAGGAACGCAGUGGGUCGAUGCGAAUGGAAAUGGAAUACCAGACGAUGUGGAGGAUCAAUUCUCGGAUGUGGAGGCCUGGGCGAACUCCUUGGUGCCUAGUGGCUAUUGAGAGAGGCGAGUCUCAGGAGAAAAUGUGAGCUGGGACGCAAUGAGACAUACCUCAAAAGCCAUGUCGGUCACCUGUGUUUGAAAAGAUUAACAUUUCUCAAUUCGGACAAUCUUCUUUACAUCUAAUACCUUUAUUGAAUCACUUUCUGAUGUCCUAAAGUUAUACGCGCCUUUGUAGAAAGUUGUAUCACUCUCUGUUG
Dothidotthia symphoricarpi CBS 119687 is the source of this 1009-nucleotide messenger RNA. Its product is annotated as polysaccharide lyase family 1 protein. The coding region runs from base 13 to 810 and encodes 265 amino acids. Lineage: Eukaryota; Fungi; Ascomycota; Dothideomycetes; Pleosporales; Dothidotthiaceae. The transcript has a single exon. The record is from RefSeq and is a predicted model, not a curated record.